Messenger RNA from Patella vulgata (common limpet), 3247 nucleotides. RefSeq names its product protein kinase C-binding protein NELL1. The record is from RefSeq and is a predicted model, not a curated record. Bases 250 to 2628 code for a protein of 792 amino acids. The transcript has 16 exons. NCBI's taxonomy places the organism in Eukaryota, Metazoa, Mollusca, Gastropoda, Patellidae. Gene Ontology annotation, molecular function: signaling receptor binding. Gene Ontology annotation, biological process: anatomical structure development. Gene Ontology annotation, cellular component: cell surface; extracellular region.
GUAGUUAGUUUGUCGACCGAAUUGUGUUCAAGCAAGUCAUUUUAUUUUUCAUACUCGGCUAAUUUCAACAACACAAUUUCACAAGAAGGGAGAACAGCUGGAUAUUUUGAAUUCGGAUUUUAUUUUGGCGUUAAGUUUGUUUUUGUUUUGCUGGAGAGAAGUAUGCUCUCGUGAUUUUAAGUGCUAUAGACAUUUUAACAAAAGAAACUCGUAUGUUUUAAAGAGCAAUUUCACUUUUAAAAACUGAAUAUGGCAGCACAUAUACGAAUGCUCUUACAACUUAUUAUUUGCAUGCAAUUUAUUUAUAUAACAAAGUCUUGCAUUUUAUUAUUGAACGGCUGGGAUCCACUUUCUAUAUACGAACGCACAGAAAUGGCCGAUGUCGUUGUCGGAGCUAAUGUCUUACGAGCGUUUAAGACAGAUCGUACAGAAGCUGGGACGUAUACAGCCGAAGUUAAAGUACUGAAUGUAUAUAAGGGUGAUGAAUUAAUGAGGAAUAUUUCGACCAGUGAAUAUAAAGUUUAUAACGUUAGUAAUUUUGGAGAUAAGACCAUGUGCUAUGCCGAUCUGACAGAGGGUGCAAAAUACAUUUUAUUCCUUACAAUUUAUAAUGGUCGAAUGUCGGCAAAAUAUGAUGAUAUUUUUGGAGCAGCCUCUGAUUUCUCUACAUACAAUGAACAACAAGUUUUAGAAUAUUUAGGUUGGUAUCAUUGGUCUGACUGGAGUUCCUGUACAACUAAAUGUAACUCCGGACAUCAAACACGUACCAGGACAUGUUCACGCGAGAACGUGACAGAUUGCGAGGGACAGGCCUUCGAGUCCCGUGAAUGCAAUACGUUUUCUUGCCAAGAUCAAAAGGAUCUUCUUUCGAAUCUCGGUGUUCCUAAACUUCCGCUUGGCGUUUCGCAGAACGUACAACGACCUACAGCUUACAUCAUCACAGCACGUGCUAAACUCUUCCUGCCAGUGGCUACUUUAUAUGACGUUACAUUACCACGUGAUUUCGCAAUUGUUUUAACCAUCAAGCUUCAGCCUGGAUUCAAGGGUUAUUUAUUAUCUGUCAGUGAUAUCCAAGGCAGGCAAAGAGUUGGAUUAUUUUUUGGGGAUGAAGAAAUUCGAAUGGAUUAUCUAGACGACAAUUAUUUUGGCGUCGCCAUGCCUACUUUUGAUGUCAACGUCACAGACGGCCAGUGGCACCAGUUGGCGCUUAGUUUAUCAGGAAAUGACGUCACUCUGUAUCAAGACUGUGUUAUCGUGUUGAAGAAGAGGCUCGAAAGAAGUAGAAUGUCGAGCUUUGGAAGUAAUUUGAUGUUAUCUGUUGGACCUUAUUUUCCUCGAUAUGGAAACCCAUUCACGGGUGAAUUAGAACAACUUGUUAUAAGUGAAAAGCCAGAAGUAGCUAAACAACAAUGUUCCGUACAGACCGGACAUAGGAUUGAACCAAUCAAUGAUGGAAGCUUAGUUGUAAAGCCGGUUACCAUGACAACCACUGUAUCUCUCCCAUCAACAACCACACAAGUACUCUCCUCAGAUUGGUCGGAAUGGUCAAGCUGUAGCACCACCUGUGGUAGAGGGAGCCAAUCUCGUACGAUGUAUUGUAGUAAUAAUGUUUUGAGUUUGGAGAGCUGCCUUCCACACAGUAGUACUCCGGUGCAGACCCGAAUUUGCUACCUCCAACACUGUAAAGAACCGUGCCUUUCGCCAUGUUUAAAUGGAGGUGUUUGUGAGAUAAAUGGUAGAUGUCGCUGUUCUCUUGGUUACCAGGGUGAUCAUUGUCAAGAUGCUAUUUGUCACCAAGGUUGUCAAAAUAAUGGCGUUUGCAUUGCACCUAACCAAUGUGCGUGUCCUUAUGGGUAUACCGGAAAUACAUGUAGUCAACCUGUCUGUGGCCUAGGCUGUAAAAAUGGCGGAAAAUGUGUGGCACCAGGAAAAUGUGAAUGUCUGAGUGGCUUUUCUGGUCCUGAAUGUAAACCAUUUUGCUUCCAAAUUUGUCAUAAUGGCGGUGUCUGUACACGUCACAACAUCUGCCGUUGUCCAAAGGGGUACUCCGGCCAGGACUGCUCCAUACCCGUCUGCUCUCUGGGAUGUUUUAAUGGCGGGAAAUGUGUUGCACCAGAAAAAUGUUCAUGUCCACGUGGUUAUAGAGGGCAAUAUUGUCAUAAAGCUAAAUGUCGACCAAAAUGUCAGAAUAAAGGAAAAUGUGUGGCACCGGAUACUUGCAUGUGCAAAAGGGGUUAUUUUGGUGCCCGAUGCGAACAGUUUCAGUGCACCAAGCAAUGCAAAAAUGGUGGGAAAUGUAUAGGGCCUAAUAAAUGUGAAUGUCCACCUUCAUUUCACGGCAGACGAUGUCAUAAAGAGAAAUGUUCUAUGAAAUGUUUGAAUGGAGGAAAAUGUAGAAGAAAUAAUAAAUGCAAAUGUAAGAAAGGUUUUGCUGGAAAAACUUGUGAAAUCAGAAACUGUAAAUAUGAACAAUAUACCAUACCAUAUAAAAGGAGCUAUAGACGAGUUGUGAGAGAAGAAUUUGUCACGAGAUGUGGUCCGUGGAAGUGGAAGAGAUGCGUUCAAACCAGAAUGAAGUAUGUCACCGUUGCCAAGGAAACAUUUAGAACAGCCUAUCGAUGUGUAUAGGCACUCAAUUCAUCUGUUUAACAGGUGAAACGAUCAAAUUUACUGCAUUGACAGCCUCUAUUAUCCAGUCGAAUGUUCUACGUGCGCUAAAGACUAGAACUAGGCUGACAGAGACUCAUUUAUUUAGUGCUUUCAAUAUUGGAGAAAAAAGUGUUGGCGAGAUUUGACUACUUCCGGUACUGUAAUUUAUUAAAAAAAGAGAAUGCGUUCAUGCCGGGAAUAGUUUAGGACACUGCGGCAAACAUCCAAAGAUAAAGAGAGACGAGGCUAUUUUGUUUUAUAAAAUAGCUCUUCCGCACUGUCUAUGAAUUUUAGUUUAUCACUGGACUUGUUUUUAUAUUUGCUAAAUUGAAUCCGACCUAAAUUUGGAAAUCAUAUAAUAACUUUUCACAUGGGCUUUAAAUAUUUUAUUUUAUUUUUUUGCUAAAAUUGCAUGAUGUUUUGUUUACUCGAAAGAUAUUAUUUUAUUGUAGAAUUAUUUUAAUGAAACAAAGAAUAUUCACAUUAUACGUGUGAGAAGGAUUUAAAUAUUAUCACGUAAUUAAUUCCGUCCAUUUUAUUGGACAGUUUAGUGCAAUAUACGUAAUUAUUUACACUUGUUACAUUUGGUUAUAAUUUU